Molecule: messenger RNA, 1600 nt
Organism: Rhineura floridana
Lineage: Eukaryota; Metazoa; Chordata; Lepidosauria; Squamata; Rhineuridae
Gene: TRNAU1AP
Product: tRNA selenocysteine 1 associated protein 1
Exons: 9
Coding region: 352-1230 (292 amino acids)
Biological process (GO): selenocysteine incorporation
Cellular component (GO): nucleus
Molecular function (GO): tRNA binding
Source: RefSeq, a predicted model, not a curated record
UCUUCCUCCUGUCUCCCCCAUCGCUCUCACACACACACACACAACUCACACCACAACUCAUACACAUCUCUGACACGACUCUGCCAUUGCUCCUCCCCACGGGCAGAGGCCGCUGUGGGUCCGAGGCCUAUCUGUAACUGAGGAGGUUCCUCUUCCUCACCCCGGCCGCUCUAGCAGGAGGUGGCAGGGAAGCUGGCGGCAGUGCAGGAAGCGAGGGAAAAACAGGCCGCAAGUGUAGGGGGUCCACCGUGAGGAAGAGGAGGAGGAGGAGGAGGAGGAAGAAGGCGGCGUGGCGGGGGCUGAGGCCUCCCCGUCGCCCCGGCCCAGGCGCCCAGGGACGGCGGGAACAGCAUGGCCGCCAGCCUGUGGAUGGGAGACCUAGAGCCAUAUAUGGAUGAGAACUUCAUUUCAAGAGCCUUUGCCACCAUGGGAGAGCUAGUUCUGAGUGUAAAAAUCAUCCGGAAUAGAUUGACAGGGAUUCCAGCAGGCUAUUGUUUUGUAGAAUUUGCUGACCUGGCCACUGCAGAAAAAUGUUUACAUAAAAUAAAUGGGAAACCUCUUCCUGGCGCCACACCUACAAAGCGAUUUAAAUUAAACUACGCCACAUACGGAAAGCAGCCUGAUAACAGCCCAGAAUAUUCACUGUUUGUAGGAGAUCUUUCCCCUGAUGUAGAUGAUGGGAUGAUAUAUGAAUUCUUUGUAAAAGUGUACCCAUCGUGUAGGGGUGGCAAAGUUGUUGUGGACCAGACAGGAGUUUCCAAAGGCUAUGGCUUUGUGAAAUUCUCAGAUGAAUUGGAACAGAAAAGAGCACUGAUAGAGUGCCAGGGGGCUGUCGGUCUUGGUUCUAAACCAAUACGCUUAAGUGUUGCCAUACCAAAAGCUAACCGGCUGAAGACGGUCGAGUACAAUCAGAUGUACAACUAUAACUAUAACCAGUACUACCAACAAUAUCAGAACUACUAUGCCCAUUGGGGGUAUGAUCAGAACACAGGCAGUUACAGCUACAGCUAUCCACAGUAUGGCUAUACGCAAAGCACCAUGCAGAGCUAUGAAGAGGUUGGUGAAGAUGCACUAGAAGGCUUCCUUCCUUUUUCAGAUCCAAUGCCCCAGAUGGAUGUGGGUGAAGCAAACAAACAGUUCAUGGAACAGAGUGAAGAGCUCUACGAUGCCUUGAUAGAAUGUCAUUGGCAGCCUUUGGACAGUGUCUCUUCAGAGAUCCAAGCCAUGUAGUUGCCUUGUUGCUGUGAUGCACUGUCUCCAAACAACGUGCCAGGACACCCUGGGCUGUAGCCAAGCACACGGAGCCUGCAGAUGCAGUUGGGUUGCCCCCUCCGUUCCUCUGGAUCCUUAACUUGGAAGACUACAGAGGAGGGCUUGCGGCAUUUCCUGUAUACGCUGAGCGGCAGAGGAGCACUGUGGACACUUCUAUUCAUGAUGAAAAUAGAACUCAGACACUUAGAGUUUCCCCCCUUUUUUUCUUUUUGUCAUGAGACAGACUUGUUAAUCCUUGGCAAGGAGUUGUAAUUUAUAAACUUUAAAAAAAAAGAUGGUGUGAUGGGGAAACUUUUACGUAUACAAUAAAAAAGUAUCUUUUACACAA